This is a messenger RNA of Trichoderma harzianum CBS 226.95, 1094 nucleotides long. RefSeq lists its product as hypothetical. The record is from RefSeq and is a predicted model, not a curated record. The transcript has a single exon. NCBI's taxonomy places the organism in Eukaryota, Fungi, Ascomycota, Sordariomycetes, Hypocreales, Hypocreaceae. The coding region runs from base 312 to 863 and encodes 183 amino acids.
UUGAAUUUAUAAGAAAAAGUGCCUUUUACAUAACGAAUAACUAAGACGUCAAGCAAAGGGCGCUGGUCUGUCUAUACCGUUGAAGGUGCCAAAACCCGACAACCCCUCAGUUUGGGGGCUGAGAAGAUGUUGGUCAAGCCACAUAUCAGGGCGGUUUUCUCCCCAACGAGAGGGCAAGCCACAGAUGGUCAAAUUAAGGUAAAAGGACGGGUGACCAGAAUCUUCCACUGAAGAUCUGGGGAAAACGCCAAAGCUCAAGAUCUACAGUAUGGAGUGGUGCCGCUUAGUGUUUUCUGCUGCGAGAACGUUGCAUGCAAGCCAAACUCACAAGCCAGACCGAGCAUCGAAAAAGGAACAAGCACUUUCGUUUUCCCACAGAAAGUCCGCCGCGGCAAAGGAGAUCUAGGAGAUUCGCCUCAUCGCCCAAAACGGCGCUUUCUUUCGAGAUCGGAGUACGCCGUACCGAAGCACAGCUCGUGCGUGGCACACUCACACAGACACUGUACACACACAGGGCACAACAAAAAAUUGCUGGUGCUUCAUUCAGGGCAACGUCUGUGUGGGGCGUUUCUCCAGAACGCCACCAAGGGUCCUUUCGGCUCAAUGGCUUUUGCCCUCCUGCGCCUUUAUUCGCGCGGCGUCGCCGAAAUCUCCUGAAGAAACUUUGGGGGAGCCCCAAACGAGAAAACGAAACGAAACGGCUGCAAGGGCGGUGCGACGUGACGACGACCGUCGCGGGAAAGAGAGCCGAAGCUGUGUUCCCAAGUGACGAGCCUAGCCAAUUGGUAGGCUACGGAUGCUUCGUCUUGACGCUGCGGUAUCUUUGGGCUGGCGAAUCGCAGGCUCGAGGACCCCCAUUGUGAAGUACAUACAUUGGUGCUGCUCAUACGUGGUGCCAGUCGUUGCAGUGUGUAUGACAACAAACCGUUCGCAGCGGCCAAUUAUGUGCUUGUUUCACGCAAGGCAGCUCUAGACAUGUAAAAGUUGAAGCAACCACAGCGAAACGUUUCCACGCCAUGGUCCGAUGGCCGAACAUUCCAGAUCCCUCAUCGUGGCACCUAUCGCAUCCGCCUCCUCCCCCAUGGGGUGAGAAG